UACUGGCCAAUGGGAGCAGAGCUGGUCUACUAUAAAAAAACAUCUCAAGAUCAUCUCCCAUCAGAGCCGCAGGAUAGUUGGUGUAAGCUCCAACAACCGGAAAAAUAGGGAUCUUUGUAUCAUCCACUAGUAGUAGUAGUCAACAGCAGCAACAAACGGGAUCAGCCAUGCCGUUCGGUAAUACCCACAACGCGAUGAAGCUGAAGUACGCUUCUGACAAGGAGUACCCAGACCUGAGCCAGCACAAUAAUCACAUGGCCAAGGUGAUGACUCCGGCCAUGUACGAGCGCCUGAGGAGCAAACAAACGCCCAGUGGAUUUACAGUGGAUGAUGUCAUUCAAACCGGGAUUGAUAACCCAGGCCACCCGUUCAUCAUGACGGUGGGGUGCGUGGCUGGGGACGAGGAGACCUACGAGGUCUUCAAGGAGCUCCUGGACCCCAUCAUCGAGGACAGACAUGGAGGGUACAAGCCCUCAGACAAGCACAAGACGGACCUCAACCCAAGCAACCUGAAGGGUGGUGAUGACCUGGAUUCCAACUACGUCCUCAGCUCUCGCGUGCGAACAGGCAGGAGCGUCCGAGGGUUCUGCCUGCCACCCCACUGCAGCCGUGGAGAGAGAAGGGGUGUUGAGACACUCUCCAUUGAAGCCCUGGACUCCCUGUCAGGCGAUCUGAAGGGGAAGUACUACGCUCUGAAAAACAUGACAGACGCAGAGCAGCAGCAGCUGAUUGAUGACCACUUCCUGUUUGAUAAGCCUGUGUCUCCCCUGCUGCUGGCUUCAGGGAUGGCCCGCGAUUGGCCCGAUGGCAGGGGCAUCUGGCACAACGACACCAAGACCUUCCUGGUGUGGGUGAACGAGGAGGAUCACCUCCGCGUCAUCUCCAUGCAGCAGGGCGGGAACAUGAAGGAAGUGUUCAACCGUUUCUGCACUGGGCUCACCAAGAUUGAGACCCUGUUCAAGGAUAAGGGCCACUCAUUCAUGUGGAACGAGCACCUGGGCUACGUGCUCACCUGCCCCUCCAACCUGGGGACUGGGCUCCGUGCCGGAGUCCACGUCAAGCUGCCCAACCUCAGCAAGAACGCCAAGUUUGAGGAGGUGCUCAAGAGGCUAAGGCUGCAGAAGCGUGGGACAGGUGGCGUGGACACGGCUGCUGUGGGUGGAGUGUUUGACAUCUCCAACGCUGACCGCUUGGGCUUCUCUGAGGUGGAGCUGGUCCAGAUGGUGGUGGACGGAGUCAAGCUGCUGGUGGAAAUGGAGAAGAAGCUGGAGAAGGGCCAGUCGAUCGAUGACAUCAUGCCCGCCCAAAAGUGAACAUUUCAGAUUCCUGCCCUUCCUCAUUACCCCCCCCCCCCCAUGUCAGUUGAAUGAAUGUGUGACACUAUCCUGGAAUGCACAAUGUAUUAAAGGAGCACUUAUUGGGAUCUAAACAUGAGAAUAAACUGUUUUGAUCCAUA
Messenger RNA from Osmerus eperlanus (European smelt), 1456 nucleotides. It is a transcript of the gene ckba, whose product is annotated as creatine kinase, brain a. The record is from RefSeq and is a predicted model, not a curated record. Lineage: Eukaryota; Metazoa; Chordata; Actinopteri; Osmeriformes; Osmeridae. The transcript has 8 exons. Gene Ontology annotation, molecular function: creatine kinase activity. Gene Ontology annotation, biological process: phosphocreatine biosynthetic process. Bases 168 to 1313 code for a protein of 381 amino acids.